Molecule: messenger RNA, 678 nt
Organism: Iphiclides podalirius (scarce swallowtail)
Lineage: Eukaryota; Metazoa; Arthropoda; Insecta; Lepidoptera; Papilionidae
Source: the annotation of a GenBank genome assembly
AUGGCGCGAAGAGGUCCAUUGCGCGGGAAAGCGGCGCGUGGCUCGUUGCGCAAAGGCGCGAACGCGAAUUCUCACCCCGCGUAUUAUUUAUUGAUUGUUGAAAAACAAUGGCGGGCACUCGCUGGCACGGUUAUGGACGAUAUAGAGAAAAAAAUACCGGUGCUCUGCGUGGGUCCCAAGGGUUCCGGUAAAACGACGCUUUUAAAGAAAUUGCAAGAGGCUGAAGGCAUUGACUACACAUACAGCCCAGUGCCGACAAUCGGUACAAAUAUAUACGAUAUUAAUUACGUGAACAAACAAGGCAAGAAGCAAGUGGUGUCAAUCAGGGAGAUCGGCGGAGAGAUGGUGACACUAUGGAGUAAUUACUUGGAUGGGAUUGAGAAGGUUAUAUUCGUGAUUGACACGUCAAAUUUGUGUCAAAUCUCGGCCGCCGCGGUCAUGUUGUAUACACUCUUAGCAGAGCCGAGGCUUCGAAGGUCGAAGUUCUUAUUAGUGUUGAGCAAGAUGGACGCCUCUUACCGUCAGAUGCGCAACGAAGCUCUGCUAAUGCUGCAACACCAGAGGCUCCGAAGCGAACUGCACAACGCACCAGCUCUCCUGGAAGCCGCACCACUAACAGGCAUGGGGUUGGAUGCCCUACGCGCUUUCCUUGGAGAUGCAAGGAAAGCAGACGCUACA